GCAUGCGCGAGGUGUCAAGGCAGGCCCGGGCCAGGACCGGCCGGCCCAUCCUCGCCGGCCCAGCCUGAAUUCAUCAUCCGGAUCUCUAAGGAGGAAAGGAGAAAUCCCCUUGCCCAUUUUGUUAGAAGGGAAGAUGGAAAACGAGCCAGAGCGUGAAAGGGUGGAAUCAAGUGCCUGCCCCUUUGGUCCCGAAGAUGACCUGAAUAGGUCGCUGGGUCAGGAGGCCUCGCUUCUGAAGUUCGCCUACAUAGAUCUGGACAAGGAACUGGAUCUUAAACCCGAGCCGAUUGACGACAAGGAGUUCGAUAUUCCUCAAGUUGAUACCCCUCCAACCCUGGAAAGCAUCCUGAAUGAGACCGAUGAUGAAGACGAGUCCUUUGUUCUUGAAGACCCUUCCCUGCUAAACAUCGACACCACCGACACCCACUCGUAUGACACAUCGUCGGUGGCCAGCUCAGAUAGCGGCGACAGGACCAACCUGAAGAGGAGGAAGAAACUUCCCGAUUCUUUCUCCCUUCAUGGAUCAGUUAUGCGACAUUCGCUUUUGAAGGGGAUUUCUGCCCAAAUAGUCUCUGCAGCUGACAAAGUAGAUGCCGGCUUACCUACUGCAAUAGCAGUGUCCAGUCUGAUUGCAGUGGGCACUUCCCAUGGAUUGGCGCUCAUCUUUGGAAAAGAUCAGAACCAAGCUCUGCGGCUCUGCCUGGGCAGCACUACCGUGGGGUGUCAGUAUGGUGCCAUCUCCGCUCUCAGUAUCAACAGCGACUGCUCAAGACUUCUCUGCGGCUUUGCGAAAGGACAGAUCACCAUGUGGGAUCUAGCCAGCGGGAAACUUUUGAGAUCAAUAACAGAUGCUCACCCCCCAGGAACAGCCAUUUUGCACAUCAAGUUCACAGAUGACCCAACGCUUGCGAUUUGCAACGACAGCGGAGGUUCCGUGUUCGAGCUGACAUUUAAGAGGGUGAUGGGAGUGAGGACGUGUGAGUCUCGAUGUCUGUUCAGCGGCUCCAAGGGCGAAGUUUGCUGCAUCGAGCCCCUGCACGCCAAGACGGAACUGAGAGACCACCCCAUCACCCAGUACUCGCUGCUGGCCAUGGCGUCCCUGACCAAGAUACUAGUGAUCGGAUUGAAACCAUCUUUGAAAGUGUGGAUGACUUUUCCCUACGGACGGAUGGAGCCCUCCAGCGUUCCCCUCCUGGCCUGGCACUUCGUCGCCUUACAGAAUUCCGUGAAUCCCAUGCUGGCCUUCUGCAGGGGAGACGUCGUUCAUUUUCUUCUGGUCAAGAGAGAUGAAUCUGGGGCCAUUCAUGUUACUAAGCAAAAGCAGCUUCACCUGCACUAUGACCUCAUCAACUUCACGUGGAUAAACUCGCGCACGGUCGUGCUCCUGGACAGCGUGGAGAAGUUGCACGUGAUCGACCGGCAGACUCAAGAGGAACUGGAGACGGUGGAAAUUUCAGACGUUCAGCUCGUCUACAAUAGCAGCCACUUCAAAUCCCUGGCCACGGGAGGCAAUGUCAGCCAAGCCCUGGCUCUGGUUGGGGAGAAGGCCUGCUAUCAGUCUAUCAGUAGCUACAGUGGCCAGAUCUUUUAUUUAGGCACCAAGUCUGUUCAUGUGAUGAUGUUGAGGAGCUGGAGAGAGAGAGUGGAUCACAUGCUGAAACAAGACUGCCUGACGGAAGCCCUGGCUCUAGCGUGGUCAUUUCACGAAGGGAAAGCCAAAGCGGUCGUCGGCCUGACGGGGGACGCCGGCAAGAGAAAGGCCGUCGUGGCAGAUCGGAUGGUAGAAAUCCUAUUCCAUUAUGCUGAUAAAGCUUUGAAGAAAUGCCCGGACCAGGGCAAAAUCCAAGUGAUGGAGCAACAUUUCCAGGAUAUGGUGCCUGUCAUAGUUGAUUAUUGCCUUCUGCUUCAGCGCAAGGAUCUCUUAUUUAGCCAGAUGUAUGACAAAUUAAGUGAAAAUUCAGUGGCUAAGGGGGUCUUUCUGGAAUGCCUCGAGCCAUACGUUUUAAAUGAUAAAUUAGUGGGGAUCACAGCCCAGGUGAUGAAAGAUUUGCUGGUUCACUUUCAAGAUAAGAAAUUAAUGGAGAAUGUGGAAGCGCUGAUCGUGCACAUGGAUAUCACCAGCCUAGACAUUCAGCAGGUAGUUCUCAUGUGCUGGGAAAAUCAUCUGUACGAUGCCAUGAUCUAUGUCUACAACAGCGGCAUGAAUGAAUUCAUUAGUCCUAUGGAGAAACUCUUCAAAGUUAUUGCUCCUCCUCUCAGUGCAGGAAAGUCCCUGACAGAUGAACAGGUUAUUAUGGGCAACAAGCUUCUUGUGUAUAUAAGCUGCUGCCUGGCAGGUCGAGCCUAUCCCCUCGGCGACAUCCCAGAAGAUCUCGUCCCUCUGGUUAAAAACCAGGUCUUCGAAUUUCUCAUCCGCCUCCACUCAGCUGAGGCUUCCCCUGAGGAAGAAAUCUACCCUUACGUCCGCACACUCCUGCACUUCGAUACCAGGGAAUUCCUCAAUGUGCUCGCACUGACUUUUGAAGAUUUUAAAAAUGAUAAGCAAGCAGUGGAGUAUCAGCAACGAAUUGUGGAUAUCUUGCUGAAGGUUAUGGUGGAGAACUCCGACUUUACCCCUUCGCAAGUUGGAUGCCUUUUUACUUUCCUCGCCCGGCAGCUUGCGAAGCCAGACAACACACUGUUUGUGAACAGGACCCUUUUUGAUCAGGUCCUCGAAUUUCUCUGUAGCCCUGAUGAUGACUCACGGCACUCUGAAAGACAGCAGGUCCUCUUAGAACUGCUGCAAGCCGGAGGCAUAGUACAGUUCGAAGAGAAUCGGCUUAUCCGAAUGGCAGAAAAGGCAGAAUUCUAUCAAAUUUGUGAAUUCAUCUACGAACGGGAACACCAGUAUGAAAAAAUUAUCAAUUGCUACUUACGUGAUCCACUGAGAGAGGAAGAAGUUUUUAAUUAUAUUCACGACAUUUUGUCGAUUCCUGGGUACAGCGUCGAGGAGAAACAGUCUGUGUGGCGAAAAGCUAUGGACCGUAUGGAGGAACUGGUGAAGCUGAAUCCCUCCAAGGCUGCAGAGUUGGUUGCCACCCACUUCAUGGAACAAAUCGAAGCAGUUAUCCAAAAACUCCAGAACCAGUUUUUGCUUUUCCAGUUUCUGAGGAGUCUUCUUGACCCAAGGGAAGGAAAUCAUGUGAAUCAGGAACUGCUGCAGGUUUCUCCAUUUAUCAGUGAACAGUUCAUUGAGCUGCUGUGUCAAUACAGCCCUAACCAGGUUAGAGAGACCCUGCAGGUGCUGGAAUGCUACAGACUAGAGGAAACCAUUCAGAUUACUCAGAAGUAUCAGCUCCUUGAAGUCUCGGCCUACCUCCUGGAGAAGAAAGGAGAUGUGCAUGGGGCUUUCUCAGUAAUGCUUGAGAGACUACAGAGCAAACUGUUGGAGCUCACACAUGAAAAUGAGACGGACCCGUCCCUAAAGGAUGUUGAAGAUGUCUUGGGAGAAACGAUUGCCCUUUGCCAGAGAAAUUCACAUAGUUUAAAUCAGCAGCAGCGAGAGGCCUUGUGGUUUCCGCUGUUGGAGGCAAUGAUGGCCCCUCAGAAGCUGUCCGACUCCGGAGCCCCACAUCCACAGACUGACUCUCUGAAGCGUCUGACGAUGCAGGUGCUGAAUAGCAUGGCGGCGUUUAUUGCCCUGCCAUCCAUCUUACAAAGGAUCCUACAGGAUCCGAUUUAUGGAAAAGGAAAACUUGGAGAAAUCCAGGGUCUUAUUCUGGGAAUGCUGGACACCUUUAACUAUGAACAGACACUCCUGGAAACCACCACUAGCCUCUUAAACCAUGAUCUCCAUUGGUCACUCAGUAACUUGAGAGCAUCGAUCACAAAAGGAUUAAAUCCCAAACAGGAUUACUGCUGUAUAUGUCUGCAGCAGUAUAAGAGGCGACAAGAAAUGGCCGAUGAAAUCAUUGUCUUUAGCUGUGGUCACCUGUACCACUCCUUCUGCUUGCUGAACAAAGAGUGCGGCAUAAACACCGAGGGCCAAAUAAGGUGGAUUUGCUACAAAUGCAAUUCAAGUAACAAAGCUGGGAAGCUAAGUGAAAGUGCACCGGAGAUGAAAAAAGGAAGACUAACUCAAGCCCAGGCCAAAGUGUCACCAGCUUAUCAUUCACCCCGAAUGGAUUCUGCUGCUAAAAAGGGAGGCUCAGAGCCGAUUUUGGAUCCACAGCAAAUCCAGGCUUUUGACCAGCUCUGUCGCCUCUUCCGAGGACCUUCUAGGCUGGCCCUCCUGACGGAGCUGUCCCAGACCCGCAGAAGCGAGAGCCACGGCCUGCUCGGAGCUGCCCAGAGGGGUCCGGCCCCCUACAGCGUCUUCCAGAAUGAAAACUUCCAGCUGCACCUCACCCCUCCUCCUCUCACCGAGGACUGAAGGCUUUCCCGGGUCGACCAGCCCCCCGACCCCAGGAAGAUUCCCGGGAGGAUCUCUGGUCCCCCCGGCCCCCCCCCCAUGAUCCCCAUCCGCCGGGUGGCCACGUCGCGCUCCGAAGCCUCCAUUCCCACCUCUUCACCCCUUCCCAUGGGUUCCUUCCUGGCACACUCCCCACCGAGGGAUUUCGUGGUUUUCCGGACGAGCAGGAGGGUGUCACGGCGUCUCCGUCCUGGCUCGGACAGCAGCGGGAAAGGAUGGGUUCUUCCCCCGGAAGCGCGGUGUCCUUGCAUUUCUGGCCUAGUGGUCCCCCGGCCCCAGCCAGGGGGUGAAGCCGGAUCCAAGGGAAAGGGGACGGGAUGCCUGGGGGACAGCUCUGGAUCCAACCAGGUUGCGUUCCUUGUCCCCGGGGGACUUACCUUACUCAUGUGACCUUCCUCGAGGGUCGGCGGAGCAGGGCGGCGCCUGGCCGUCGAUGGGCCUCGACAGAACUCGGCCAACCAGAAGGCGGCUACCGGAGGGGCGUCUUCGGGACUGGCACUCGGGGGACGGUUGGCAGGAGCCAGUGAAGGGACCGGACUGUAGUGGGCUCGGUUAGAGUUUCAUCGCUCGCUUUUUCCAAUAAAUAGCUGUCUCCACCUUC
Molecule: messenger RNA, 5051 nt
Organism: Ornithorhynchus anatinus (platypus)
Lineage: Eukaryota; Metazoa; Chordata; Mammalia; Monotremata; Ornithorhynchidae
Gene: VPS8
Product: VPS8 subunit of CORVET complex
Exons: 48
Coding region: 134-4411 (1425 amino acids)
Biological process (GO): endosomal vesicle fusion; protein targeting to vacuole
Cellular component (GO): CORVET complex; early endosome; HOPS complex
Molecular function (GO): protein binding
Source: RefSeq, a predicted model, not a curated record